UGCUCCAAAACUACUAAACUGAUACAAAAAAUAUUGUUAUUGUUGGGACUGUUGGUAUGGACAGUACUACCUACAGGAUGCCAGUAAAACCCCGGGAAAACUGCUAGUUGAUAAUAUAUUAAAGUUACUUUGUAGUAAUCUAUUCAAAAUAAAUGUGGUUAUUACCCCAGGAUAGAAAAACAUAACAUUAAAACAGAAAUUAGUUUGCUUUCUAAUUUGUUUCAAGCAAUGCUCAUUCAAUACAUAUUUUGCAUGUCAUCUACCGAUACUUUCAUACAAGGAGUUGCUGUUACUGUCGAAUGUUUUAGCAUUAUGUCAGCUAGCUGGGGAAACUCUACACCUAAGAAUAUUUAAAGAUGUAAUGAUUUUGUUUCAGGAUGCAAAACUAACAACAGAGCAAAUUCCAUGUCAGCAAUAAUUAAAAAUUUUAAGUUUAACAGAGGUGUACCAAGGAUAUUAGUAAUGCAUGUACAAAGCACUCUUAUCGAACUUAAUGUAGCUAGGCUAGUUUGAAAAUUCAAAUAUGAUUCAUAUAAAUGUAAUAAAUUUUCAUAGAAAGCUAUGCUGAAAUUGACAAAUAGUUUUUACAGAUAUUUAGCGUUUACAUGUGAGAAGGUUAACAAGGCACAUGUGAGACGUUUCUCGCAUUUGAAUUGUAAACGGAAGACAUGUGGUACGGAGUGCGUGGAUAUAAAACUGACAGCACAGUUCCACUCGAGCCUACAACUGCGACAACACGGCCACGGGAAGAAACGAGUGAAGAUCAAGAUACCGCCUUUGAAUUCCAAUGAGUGUAAUAAGAGACAUAAGCCAAUGAGUGAUCCAUUGCAACCUUCCAUUAAUCAUGCUAGUUAUGGAGGAACAUUUGAUGUUUCAUCAGAAAGUACUGAGGAGUGGCAUCGGCAGAUGGACGCAGCAGCGACCUCGGCUGAAGGCAGGAGGCCUCCGCUCAACAUACCACCGGACUUUCGAGCGUGGGAAACAGUAGGCAACAGUUGGGAAUGCAGACAGGGUCCAUCAGUGAAGUUCAAAGUGUUAUCUUACAACGUGCUCGCCCAGUACCUACUAGAGUGCCACCCGUACUUAUAUACCGACUGCUCGCCGCGCGAUCUGAAGUGGAAGGCCAGGGCUGCGCGUCUCUACGAUGAAAUCACCAAAUUGGCACCUGAUAUAUUAUGCUUCCAAGAAGUACAAGCGUCUCACGUAGAAAGUUUCUACUCGCAGUUCGAGCGGAUAGGAUACUUCGGCGUGUUCAAACAAAAGACGGGGCACAGGCAGGACGGGUGCGCCAUCUACUUCAAACAGUCCAAGUUUGAACUCAAGGAUCAUCUUAGUGUGGAGUUCUACCAACCAGAGCUCCCGAUCUUGAACCGGGAUAACAUUGGAAUAAUAGUGAAGUUGCUGCCUCUUGAGCUCCCAGGUUCGCCCGUCGUCGUUGCCACCACACAUCUGCUGUACAACCCUAAGAGGACAGAUGUCAGACUGGCACAGAUGCAGGUCUUCCUGGCUGAGAUCGACCGUUUCGCUUACUAUGAUAACGGGAGAGAAUCAGGACAUCAUCCUAUUAUAAUGACGGGAGACUUGAAUUCAACGCCAGACAGCGCUGUUAUAAAACUGUUAGAUAGAGGACAUGUUAGCGCAAGUCCUUACCGAGAUAAUUCUGACUGGAGACGCAUAGGAGUGACGGACAACUGCCAACACCUCUCUGUGAUCCUGAACAGACAGCAGGGGAUAGACACUAAAUUCAGCAAUAUUAAGAUAUACAACUCGGAGUAUAGUAUGGAGGAGGCGGAGUCGUGCGGGUACUCCGCCCUCACGGAACAGUUCAGUUCGAUGUUUAACAGCAGCGUGAUCGGACACUCGCUCAACUUGGGCUCAGUUUACAGCUCCUUCAAAAGUGAUGGACAGUGCGUUGCCACCACCUUCCAAGACUACUGGGUUACCGUCGACUAUAUUUAUUUUAGUUGUUGCAGUGCAUUGAAGGUGGUGGAACGCCUGCGGUUACCUACCGAGACCGAGUGCGAAGUGCUCGGCCGCCUGCCCAACGAGGUGUAUGGCUCCGACCACCUGGCCCUGGCUGCCGUCUUCGAACUCAAGCCGUACAAGUCCACUCUAUAACUUACACAAAACAACUCCGGACUAGAAUAUUCUACGAUUAUUGAUAAGCAUCGAUUGUAUUCGCGACUCGCAACUCGGCGAAAAUUAAUCGAGUAACACUACGAUGCAAUAGAAAGUACAUAUAGUUUUUGUAAGAUGUCUUGACCAGAGAAGGAGACAAUUCUUUUUGUUUGGGAAAUAGGCCCUUAGCAUAUUGAUUUUCUCUGGUGGCAGAAACUACAAACGGCAUGCGUAAAGGCAAACGUUUAUUCGGUUUUUACGGUAUUCAUUCUUAUUAUUAGCACAAAUAAUGCAUUUUUGAAUAUAGAAAAAAAGUGGAUCAUUAUUGUUCUCCCCACCAAAAUUCGAUGAUUGCUGUGCGACACUGCUUAAACCAUGGCUGAAAUUCGGCUUUCCACGCCACGGAUAAAAUGUCCUUGUUAUCAUGCUUACAUUAAAAUGAUUGCUUUUGAAAUACCAAAAAUGAUCAAUAAAAGUUUGGUUUUUUGGUUCGCAUAAAGAAUUGUCUCCUUUUGAAUUUAUUUAGUCUCGCUGUUUUACUGCGGAUGCGAAUACGUACUCGUCCUGUUAGUGUAUUUGUCGAUUGUCGUACUGUGCUGCGUACCUCUGACUAACAAUAACAUUUGACAUCGCUUAAGUAGUGUCUUGGAUUUGUUAAUGACUUAUUUAUUAUAUCUUCUCUUAAACGAAAUAAUCUCUCCCGAGCUGGUUGAAAUAAUUAUUUAUAUCUGUAUUAAAACUAAUAUGUAUGUAGUAAUUUAAGAAUACCAUGUGGUCACGCCCCUUGCCCGAUUGAUUACUGGUAAGACGUAUUUUCAAUUGACAUCCGAUUAAUUAUCACAGACAAGUUUGCACAUGCCGAGUGAUGUCAUGACUUUUAUCAUAAUUAGGACCCAGUUGGUCAUAUCUCACUGUCUGGUUAGAAAGUUGAUUGAUUCUGGACAUGUUUAAUAGUAAAUUAGACAUAGACUAGGUACAUAAUUGUCAUAAUUUAGAGCCCUCUUCAGCUCUUAAGCCCAACGUCAACCAAAGCAGAGCGGAACGGAAAAAAUCUGAAUUUCGGUAUUCAAACAUGUCAUCUCUGCUCACUUAGACAUCACAAAUUAUCCUUGAGCGGAGAUAUUAUAUUCUUUAAAAGCUUUUCCGCUCCGCUUUGUCACCUUUACGUGAUAUGGUCUUUAUUAAUUUGCUAACUUUAUCUAGAUUCGUUUAAAAAUGUUAGUAUUCAUAACAACCUUAGGUUCAGAAAAAUACGAAACUUUGUCGUGAACAAGUCAUAGUAAAAAACUAAUUUAUUCUGACAACGGUUCAUUACCAGUUCAUCUGUCCCGUGAAUAUGAUUACACGUCGAUUUUAAACUAUUUGAACUAUAACGCGGACGGGGAUUGGAUUAACUUAACGUAAUUGUAAUAUAUUGCAUUGUUUUAUUUUAUAGAUUUUUAUGUGAUGGAAAGAAUAAAUGAAUAUUUUUUUCUA
This is a messenger RNA of Helicoverpa zea (corn earworm), 3594 nucleotides long. RefSeq names its product protein angel homolog 1-like. Gene Ontology annotation, molecular function: 3'-5'-RNA exonuclease activity. The record is from RefSeq and is a predicted model, not a curated record. The coding region runs from base 562 to 2118 and encodes 518 amino acids. NCBI's taxonomy places the organism in Eukaryota, Metazoa, Arthropoda, Insecta, Lepidoptera, Noctuidae. The transcript is spliced from 9 exons.